AAUGGCGUGUGACAGCUAAGAAACGGUAACAAAUUGUGUGUUCGUGUGUUUAGCCAGCCGCGUGGAUAAAAAAUCGUUUAUGAUCAAUAUUUUUGACAGAAUGACGAAUAAAACAACACUUUUGCCGUCCUACCAACGGUUCGUUAAUGGUAUACCAAUGCCUUUGUUUGCGCGUCGAUCGUUUCGUAUACGUGAAAAGUAUCUCAUACUCUUAGUGUUUUUGACAUUUGGAAUCGUGUGUUUCAGUACGUUUUUCUUUUUGCCUGAUUUUGGUAGUGGUACCGGUAUUUCGGCAUAUAACAGUGUUUAUAAAGUGUAUCAAAGUAUACAGAAAGCUGGUCCGGAGUUUUUAAUACCGGCACCACCUCAUGGUGCCACUGGACACAAUGAUCCCCAUGGUCCUGGUGGAUAUCCUCAUGCUAUAAAUGUUGGUCUGGAACGUCCAGGUGACGUUUAUCAAGAUAUUCAUGUCCUAGAAGACAAGCAGAAGCUACAGGCAAAAAUUGACGAGGAAUAUGAACAGCAAAAAACUUUAGAGAAACCGGAAGUUGAUGAAAAAUUGAAUGUGCCUGCAACCAGUAGUGUUAUCCCGUUAUCAUCGAGCCAUCGACUUGAAGAGGCCAUACGAACGGUGCCACCAGCUCCAGCGGACGUGCUUCCGAUGACUCAGGGAGGGGAGGACAAGGAUCCAACUGCUCGUGAGCGAAGGGAAGUGGUGAAAAAGAUGAUGAAAUUUGGAUGGGACAAUUAUGUGAGAUACGCCUGGGGCAAAAAUGAGCUCAGACCCAUCAGUAAGAGAGGACACAGUGCCAGCAUUUUUGGAGCUUCAAGCAUGGGUGCUAGCAUCGUUGAUGGCCUCGACACACUCUACAUUAUGGGCCUCCAUGAUGAAUACAAACAAGGACGUGACUGGAUAGCUGCAAAUCUUGACUUCGAUGUGGUAAGUUUUUUGACUAUUUAUUAUUUACUUGAUUGUUGGUGACAUUCCAGUCACUUCCUUCAAUGAUUUCCUAUUGAUUCUG
Molecule: messenger RNA, 1022 nt
Organism: Chelonus insularis
Lineage: Eukaryota; Metazoa; Arthropoda; Insecta; Hymenoptera; Braconidae
Product: mannosyl-oligosaccharide alpha-1,2-mannosidase IA-like
Exons: 3
Coding region: 80-982 (300 amino acids)
Biological process (GO): carbohydrate metabolic process; mannose trimming involved in glycoprotein ERAD pathway
Cellular component (GO): endoplasmic reticulum; Golgi membrane
Molecular function (GO): calcium ion binding; mannosyl-oligosaccharide 1,2-alpha-mannosidase activity
Source: RefSeq, a predicted model, not a curated record